Castor canadensis (American beaver) is the source of this 1479-nucleotide messenger RNA. It is a transcript of the gene Ppil3, whose product is annotated as peptidylprolyl isomerase like 3. Gene Ontology annotation, biological process: protein peptidyl-prolyl isomerization; protein folding. Gene Ontology annotation, molecular function: peptidyl-prolyl cis-trans isomerase activity. Gene Ontology annotation, cellular component: catalytic step 2 spliceosome. The record is from RefSeq and is a predicted model, not a curated record. NCBI's taxonomy places the organism in Eukaryota, Metazoa, Chordata, Mammalia, Rodentia, Castoridae.
AUGUGCAGCGGCUGUGUAAAUGAAGUUGGUAACGGUGUAGUAACAUUAUUUAGUCUUUCGUUCACUUAUUUGGUGUUUGCUGAUUUCUGUGUUAUCGCUGUUUCAGUUCUUGGGAUACUGAACAUUCUAGUCGCCGAGGGUGUUGCUGGAACGUAAAAAUAAGAAUAGAAACUUAUUUUCAAACUUCUCUCUGUAAAGCUCUGAGAAUUUAAAUAGUAUUCCUGAAACCAUCAAGAAGAACAAUGUCUGUGACACUGCACACAGAUGUAGGUGAUAUUAAAAUAGAAAUAUUUUGUGAGAGGACACCUAAAACAUGUGAGAACUUCUUGGCUCUUUGUGCCAGUAAUUACUACAAUGGCUGUAUAUUUCAUAGAAAUAUCAAGGGUUUCAUGGUUCAGACAGGAGAUCCAACCGGUACUGGAAGAGGAGGUAACAGUAUCUGGGGCAAGAAGUUUGAGGAUGAAUACAGUGAAUAUCUUAAGCACAAUGUUAGAGGUGUCGUAUCUAUGGCUAAUAAUGGCCCAAACACCAAUGGGUCUCAGUUCUUCAUCACCUAUGGCAAGCAGCCACAUUUGGACAUGAAAUACACAGUAUUUGGAAAGGUAAUAGAUGGUCUGGAGACUCUGGAUGAAUUGGAGAAGUUACCAGUAAAUGAGAAGACAUAUCGGCCUCUUAAUGAUGUACACAUUAAAGACAUAACAAUUCAUGCCAACCCAUUUGCUCAGUAGCUGUAAAAGACCUGGACAGAUACUUGGCAAACUGUUCCCUGGAACACACCCAUCGUAGGUUAGCCAGUUGUAAUUAUCUCAGAGACUGUCAUCCUCUUGUUUACAGCUAAGAUCAUCUACGAGUUGUUGGGACCAAGGAGAGCCCAACAGCUUUUACCCCCCUUCUUAGAGCAUAUUCUUUAUGUCUGUUAUCCAAUGUAUUUCUUUAAGAUAAUACCUUGUUUUUGUUGCAUGUAAAUAUUCAUUUUUAAAUGCUAAUCUUUAAUUAAAUGCAGGCAUUUUGAGCACUUCAGUUACAUGCUACCAUAGCUAAUCCAUAUCCUAGAAGUAUUAUUUUUUUCACUAACUAUUCACUUUAUGCACUUAGAAAGAGGAGCACCAGCCAGGUAUGGUGGUGUAUGUCUGUGAUCUCAGCACUCAGGAGGCUGAAACAGGAGGAUCACAAGUUCAAGGCCCACCUGGGUUACAUAGCAAGAUCCUUACUCCAAAAAUAAAGAAAGAAAUAAAAAAGAAGAAGAGAACCAAGAUAAAGAGAUGGUGUAAAAACCAGUCUGUUACUUUUUUUCUGUCUUUAGAUUUACGGUAAAGCUCUAACAAAUGCUAGAGUGCAAUAAACACUCAACAUUCCCAACUUACUUGUUCAUGGAACAUUUUUUAAAGUUUAAUCUUUUAAAACAUUGAAAAUGCAACGAACUGGUUAAGAGCACCUGUUGUGGAGUCCUGAUCUGUGUCACAAUGCUCCUUAAUGCCU